AUGUAUUUCAUACAUUUCUACAUCUUAUUAAUAAUUAGUAUUACUUGCUAUGCUGGUCCACUUGAAGAUCUAGCAAGUAUGCCUGAUUUAUCAUUAUUUCAUCAACAAUUACUGCGCCAACAAGAUAUUCAAAUGGUAUUACAAGGUCUUUAUCCUCAACAGCAACCAGGUGGUAUGAAUGAUUUUACAAUAUUUGCACCAAAUAACGAUGCAAUGAUAAAUUUAAAUCGAAAAAAUGAAGAUCUAAAUUUACUUUGGAAAUAUCAUAUUGUAUCUGGACGCUACGAUGAACAAAUGUUAUUUAAUAUGGCACAAGAAAAAUAUAAUCAAGCUAAUCCAAGACAAAUGACUGGUAUUCGACCACAAAAUAAUUUACCAACUAUAGCAUUACCUUUUCAAGUUUUUUAUGGUUAUGGUUUCUAUGGUGGAACAGGUCCGCACGUCAAUGAAACUUUUGACAAUGCUGGAUAUGGUUCAGGUGGAAUAUCUUGGUUAACACAUACAUCAUUGAAUCAAACGAAUGUAUUCGAAAAUAAUAUUCCAAUGAAUCCAUUUAUUCUGGAUAAUUAUGAUCGGAGUGUCAAAUAUGGUGCUGGUCAAGGCAAUACAUUACCGAGAAAUCCAAAUUUAACAAAUUAUUAUGGUAAUAAUUUCAAUCCAAAUCUUAAUAGACAAAAGCGACAAACUCCAAAUAUGAAUUUUAUUCCAAAUCUUCAACAGCAACAACAAAAUUAUGGGCAAUUAGGACCAAAUGGCGGUAUUGGAGUAUUACGUCCGACGAUCAAUAAUGCAUUUGUAUUACAAUCACGUCCAAUGAGUCGUGGUGUGAUCAAUGUAAUUGAUAAUAUUUUAUGGCCACCGGAAAGACGUGAUCAAGCACAGUAUAAAACAGCUUAUGAUGCACUUGAAGAUGCACAAUUUUCUCGUCUUCGUCAACUAGCUGAACGUAGUGAUUAUUUUCGUUCAGAAUUACGUUCAAUUCAUCAUCAAACAUGGUUUCUACCAAAUGAUCAAGCAUUUGCUAGUAUGGGUUCAAGUUUAAGUUAUUUACUUGAUCAAUCUUCUAUGAAUAAUACUAACGAUAUAAAUGAAUUUGUUAAAGCACAUGUUAUACCAUUAGUAUUAUAUCCGAGUGCAAUGGAUUCAACAAAACAAGUAAUAACAUUAAUUGCAAAUCAAUGGAUUACAUUUCGUAAAGUAACACAACCGGAUCAAACAUUUCAAGUUGAUGUUGUGUGUGGUCGAUUUGUAGCACGUAUUUUAAAUUCUCGUUCGGAAGAUAUUCGAUUAUAUGGUAAUGGAAUUGUCUAUCCAAUUUCAACGAUUCUUACAUCUCAAGUUCGAUCAGCUACCGAUGAACUUACACGAAAUUAUCAAUAUUUUAUGAAUCUUGUUCAACAAACAGGAGAUUUAGAAUUAAUUAAUUUAUUACAAGGGACAAUGAAUCAAAAUUUUAAUUCACAAAAUGCACCUAAUAUUACGGUACUUAUACCACAACAGAUGUCAAUACAACAAAUAGGAAGCGCUCAAGAACUAAGUUUGAAUUUACGAAGACAUAUCUUACGGUUUCCAGUAUACAUGGAUCAAAUAACAGGCACAUCAGCAGGAUCAAAUUCAUUUCCUCAACAAAAUAUUUAUCAAACUGGACAACAACAGCAACCUCUCCUACAACCUGGUUUCAAUCAACAACAACAGCAAACCCUCGUACAACCUGGUUUCAAUCAACAACAACAACAACAACAACAACAACAGCAACCAUUUCUACAACCUGGUUUGAAUCAGCAACAAUUUCAAAUACCACAAUUUCAACGAGCUGCUUCAGGAUCAGACAAAAAACAAUCUCGACGUCGUAGACAAUUGAAUACACCAUCGUAUACACCAUCGUAUACAAAUUUUCAAAUACAACAAUUUCCUCAGCAACAACUACCUAAUCAACAAAUAUUACCGAAUCAACAACAACAACGGCAACAAUUUCCUCAGCAACAAUUGCCUAAUUCACAACAGCAACUACAUAAUCAACAAAUAUUACCGAACCAACAACAACAACAACAGUUUCCUCAGCAACAAUUGCCUAAUACACAACAGCAACUACCCAAUCAACAAAAACAAUAUCUUCAACAACAAUUACCUAAUCUACAACAUCAGCUGCCAAAUCAACAAAUUUUACCGAUUCAACAACAACAACAACAACAACAACAAUUUCCUCAGCAACAACUACCUAAUCCACAGCAGCAACUACCAAAUCAACAAAUAUUACCUAUUCAACAACAACAACAACAACAACAACAGAUUGAUCCAAAUUAUUACCAAAUGCCGUCAUCUUCUUCAGCAGUUUUUCAAAAUGGUCAAGUUUAUCCAACCAUGGAUCCGCAAUAUACUGUUCAAGCGCAAGUAUCACCUGGUACAAGAGGAAAUGUUGUAACACUUAUCGGUCGAUCAGCGAAUUCUUUGCCAUUUACAGCAACAAUUCUUAAUAGCGAAUCAAAUAUUCCAAUUAAAAAUGGUGUUAUGCAUGUUAUUCGAGGUCUUGUAUCUGGAACAGUCAUACCAAUUGAUGGAGUUCUUCUAGCAGUACAAGGAGCAAACGCAUUUACUCAAUUACUUCAACAAACACGUGUUAUUGAACAAUUAAAACAAACUGGUCGUUCUUAUACAUUAUUUAUUCCAACAAAUGCAGCAUUACAAUCAAUGGGUGUAACAACAGAUAUUAAUCGUUUAAGACAAUUUGUUCUACGUCAUAUAUGUGCUGAUGUUAUUCUUGAUCCACAUAAUAAUAUAGUACGUCGUUCAGCUGGUUUUUAUAGUCGUAAUCAAAAUUCUUUACAAAAACGUCCUCGUCAAAAACGACAGGGUUGGAUGAAUAAUCAACCAAAUCAAACAAACCGACAAGGUUUUCAAUCACCAGAUCUUGGUCCAGGUUAUUUUCAACCACAACAACAAGCUUAUGGAGGAUAUCCAGCUGCUUCAACACCCUAUGGUUCGAACAAUCAAUUGUAUAAUCCAAGUAAUGUUAUGAAUGGUUAUGCAUCACCCAAUUCACAAUAUUUUCCCAAUAAUAAUGGAACUAAUUUCGGUAAUCAGAAUAACAAUUUUAAUAAUAUCGGAAUUCCACCAAAUCAACCAAUGCCGAAUACCUUCUGGAAUAGAACAAUGAAUACACCAUAUAAUCGACAAGGUAUGGCUGGACCAAAUGAUGGAGCACACAAUUAUUAUACAGCUUCAGGUGGUUAUCUUGGUGGAUCAAAUUCUAAUAGUGGACAACAAUCUUGUAAAGCAAUGACUGGUGAACGUAUUACUGUUCAAUCAUUGGGUGGUACACAAUCAGAAGGUAAUACUCCAAGUAUGUCGUAUCAAAAUUUCAUGGUAACAUGUUGUGGCGAUCAAUCAGUCAAUUCAAUGGUUCAAUCAUUUAAUAUCUAUCCACC
Molecule: messenger RNA, 3425 nt
Organism: Adineta steineri
Lineage: Eukaryota; Metazoa; Rotifera; Eurotatoria; Adinetida; Adinetidae
Source: the annotation of a GenBank genome assembly